Messenger RNA from Macrosiphum euphorbiae (potato aphid), 750 nucleotides. NCBI's taxonomy places the organism in Eukaryota, Metazoa, Arthropoda, Insecta, Hemiptera, Aphididae. The record is from the annotation of a GenBank genome assembly.
AUGUAUUCAGAGUUCAUGGAUUCAUUCAAUGAUGAUAAGUACUUCAAUUUCAUAUCAAGUUUAGUGAAAAAUGGAAUUACAUCCUCAACUUACACUAAAAGAACAGAAGUUAUAAUGCUUUAUUUAAAACCAGAAUUACAACUGUUGCAAUAUAACAUCGCAUUAGCUAAAUGUGAUGCUACCAUGGGUCAUGUUAUGAAAGCUUUGCUAAAAGAUUACCCAACAAUUGAAGAAUUUUCAAAAUGUUCUUCCAACAUUUGCAUAAAAACAUCCAAGUGGCAAGUUAUGUAUUUAACGUAUCAGACGGGAAAAAACGGAAACUUAAGUGGCUUACAGCAAUUCAUCAAAGAACGCACUGGUGUGGAGUAUUUGGAAUGUAGUGAGAAUUGUGAUGGUAUGAAAGCUGUACAUUCAAAAAUAUCAACCCACCAUUUAUUUAUUGAUGUUUUGCAAUGGGAAGGUAAUGAUCUAACUUCAUCCAUGUGUAGUACUGAAGCAGCUAGCAUGGUUCAAGUAAAGCUGAGUGAUAUUCCACAGAUACUUGUGUAUGAAAGCAUCACAUUUGAGCUUCGUGGUGCUAUACAUUUCUAUAAAGGAAAAAAUGGAUUGAGAAAUUCGAUAGGCCAUUAUACAGCUUAUGCUAAAAGAGGUACGCAUAACUGGGAAUUGUACGAUGAUCUCAAAAAAAGGCCAAUUCCAGUAAAGGAAAACAGUUUAAUAUUAUGUGAAUUUUUAAUUUACACGAUUUAA